Molecule: messenger RNA, 420 nt
Organism: Chaetomium fimeti
Lineage: Eukaryota; Fungi; Ascomycota; Sordariomycetes; Sordariales; Chaetomiaceae
Exons: 2
Coding region: 1-420 (139 amino acids)
Source: RefSeq, a predicted model, not a curated record
AUGACCCCCCUCCUCUUCACCACCUUCCUCAUCUCCCUCGCCCUCGUCGACCUGCGCCACUCGGCCCACCGCGCCCACUACCACGCCACCAACGCCGACGAGCAGCCGAGCCGCCUGCCCCCCUGGCUGCACCGCAUCGUCUACCGCUACCGGCCCUACCGCUACGACGCCGCUACUGAUGGUGCUGCUGCUACUGCUGGGAGGCCUGCCAGUCCGGGUAGUCCGGGUAGUCCGGGUAGUCCGGGGAGUUCGGGGGGUUUGGGGAGUCCGGGGAGUCCGGGGAGUUCGGGGGGUUCUGGAAAGGAUGGGGAGGGGUAUUAUCAUAGUAAGCAGCGGGAGCUGAUGCGGAUGGAGGCGGAGGAGGCGUUUGAGAUGCGUGGGGUGGUGGUGGUGGUGUUGGGGCUGAUCGAUUUGGGGUAG